This is a messenger RNA of Neospora caninum, 699 nucleotides long. Its product is annotated as putative translin. Lineage: Eukaryota; Apicomplexa; Conoidasida; Eucoccidiorida; Sarcocystidae. The transcript has 4 exons. Bases 1 to 699 code for a protein of 232 amino acids. Gene Ontology annotation, cellular component: cytoplasm; nucleus. The record is from RefSeq and is a predicted model, not a curated record. Gene Ontology annotation, molecular function: sequence-specific DNA binding; RNA binding; RNA endonuclease activity.
AUGAUGACAGCGGCUGUGGCGCUCUCUAUGGGUGACAUCGACGGGCAAGAUUUUGAUUCGAUGAUUGCACUGUAUGGACAAGAAGAUGAACAACGAGAAAUCAUCAUCAAGAAAGCCAGAGAUAUUUUGAAACUGGCGAAACAGGCGAUUUUUGCCCUACACAGACGAGACGUGGAACUCAGCGAACGUAACAUCAAACACUGUCGUAGAAUUGUUGCUGAGGUUGUACCAGUUACACAGGAAUUCCCUGCUCUUCGGUUCCUCGGCAUCUUCGUCGGAGCCCUCGAGGAGAUGGCUGAAGCUGAGAUCUUUUAUUCGUUCAUUUCCGAGCGGCGGCUGCCUCAGUUUGCAUCGCUCCAUCCUCUGCGCGUCGAGGAGUAUUUAGGGGGCCUCAUGGAUUUUACUGGAGAGCUCAAUCGCUUCGCCGUUCUCCGAGCAACCGAACAAGAUCUGGACACCGUCUCUGUCUGCAGAGACUUUGUGAACAAGAUCCACGAGAAAAUGCUGCUUCUGGACCUGCGAAACUCGCCUCUGCGCCGAAAGUAUGACACGCUGAAGUACACGGAAAAGAAACUCGAGUCUCUCUGCUACGAACUGCAAAUGGGGCAGCGCCUAAAAGGCGUUAUUCUCCCAUCGAUGGCUUUGGAGCCCGAACCGAUGCCAAAGGCGGACGCUGAGGAAAAGGAGGAAGGAAAGUAG